Molecule: messenger RNA, 484 nt
Organism: Vespula vulgaris
Lineage: Eukaryota; Metazoa; Arthropoda; Insecta; Hymenoptera; Vespidae
Gene: RpL37a
Product: 60S ribosomal protein L37
Exons: 4
Coding region: 138-413 (91 amino acids)
Biological process (GO): translation
Cellular component (GO): cytosolic large ribosomal subunit; ribosome
Molecular function (GO): structural constituent of ribosome; RNA binding
Source: RefSeq, a predicted model, not a curated record
AAUAAAAUACCGACAGUUGGUAAAAAAUAUUCUCUAUACUGAUCUUCAAUUUGUUUAGUUGGUACUGCUAGAACAGGGUUAACGUAUCAUUUUAAGUGUUCAUUCCUCGCCUCUUUUGACGUGCUCCUUCGUGCAAGAUGACGAAGGGUACAUCCAGCUUUGGUAAGCGUCGCAAUAAGACGCACACAUUGUGCAGACGAUGUGGACGUAGUUCAUAUCACAUUCAAAAAUCACAAUGUGCACAAUGUGGAUACCCUAAGAAAAAGAUGAGAUCAUACAACUGGUCGAUCAAAGCAAAAAGGAGGAAGACUACUGGAACUGGUAGAAUGCGUCAUCUGAAAAUCGUUCGCCGUAAAUUCAAGAACGGGUUCAGAGAAGGUUUGCCAAAACAUAAAACUGUUGCUGCUAAAUAAUAUAAAAAACAUUCAUAAUGUUAAUAAGCUACAUAACUUUAACUUCCAAUAAAACAGAGUUUUGGAACGUA